Messenger RNA from Anopheles maculipalpis, 3143 nucleotides. RefSeq names its product zinc finger RNA-binding protein 2 (gene Zn72D). The record is from RefSeq and is a predicted model, not a curated record. Gene Ontology annotation, molecular function: double-stranded RNA binding; single-stranded RNA binding; zinc ion binding. Lineage: Eukaryota; Metazoa; Arthropoda; Insecta; Diptera; Culicidae. Bases 198 to 3143 code for a protein of 981 amino acids. The transcript is spliced from 8 exons. Gene Ontology annotation, cellular component: precatalytic spliceosome.
UGGUAACGAGUGUUCAUUUAGUGCACUUCGUGGAAAGCGGAAAACCUCAGGGAAGAUUUGGUUGCCAUCUUCGUUCUCUUCGAGUCAGUUUCUUGCUGCCGGAGAAAAAUCGUCACGCAGGCCAAGACGCUUACGAAGAAGAAGAAGUGGUAGCAAAUCUCGUUUUCACGCCAUAAGCACACCGUCAUCCGAAAAGUAUGGCCACCAAUAACUACUUUGGAUUUCCACACGGAGCCACACAGUAUGGUACAACGGCCACUGGGACGGGUUAUCCAACAACGCAGACGGGAUAUGCAGUAGCACCAGCACCAACACCAGCCGCAGGUACUUACGGAACGGCUCGACCGGCAGGCUACGAUCAAGCGUACCAGCCCACGGCAACACCGGGAACAUACGCGACCACGGCAACGGCAGCAACAUACGAUUACGGGUACGGGCGUACGACGCAGACGUACGAUACCUCGAAAACAUACUACCAGCAGGCGGCGGGUGCAACGGCCGGCUACACUGCACCGACCGCGUACGACACGACACCAAAGGUGAUCACCGGAUUUCAGCCGGCCCAACCGACUGCAUAUGCUCCGCAACCCACCCGGGCCACCAUACAGCCGGCAAAGGCGGCAGCUCCUCAAUAUCAAACGACGCAGCAACAAUCGGUGGCACCGCAACCUCAGGGCUACGUGCCAACGCAAACGACUGGCUAUUCCCAGACCGUUACUACGGUGCAUUCGACGCCCAAAUCGGCUACCGUUGCUGGUUCCGUGGUGCCGAAUAAUUCCGCCACCUAUCCAAGCUACGACGCUACACUGUACGGUGCCGCGACCAUGUACGUCGCGCAACAGCAGCAACCACCGCCGCCAAACACGAAAGCGCCUGGUAAUGUUCCCGGUGCUGGUGGUGCUGCCGGUGGCGUGAUGACGGCCGCCCCGGGACCCGGUGGACCGGCCGUUAUCACAAGUGGUCCAACAGGCGGACCGUGGCAAAACUACAAAAGUCCUAAGGGUAUGCACGGACACGGUGGGCAUGGGAACGCACCUUACAAGGCACGCAAACCAGCACCGAAACCACUGCUGAUACACUACUGUGAUGUGUGUAAAAUUAGCUGCGCUGGACCGCAAACCUAUCGCGAGCAUCUGGAAGGUCAGAAACACAAGAAGCGUGAGCUGCUGCUGAAACAAGCGUCUGAACCCGGUGGUAAUGCGUCUGCCCGGCCACCUAACAGCUUGCAUUGCGAGCUGUGCGGUGUUACGUGCACUGGAAAUGAUGCUUAUGCGGCACAUGUGCGUGGUGCCAAGCAUCAGAAGGUCGUAAAUCUGCACACCCGACUGGGUAAGCCCAUUCCGGCAUGUGACCCGACACCGAACGUGGACGGAGAAAAAAAGGAUGGUGGUGGUAGCGGCGGUACAGCUGAUUCAUCGGACACGGGAGGUGGGGCAAGCGGUGUAGGCAAUGCUGCUACUGCCGUCGGUAAGAGUGCGGUAGAAUUGGCGGAAGAAUCCGUCCGCCCGGUGGGUAGUGAAUUUAUCGAAGAAAUCAAGGAUGACGACGGAAAGUUGGUUAGCUUCAGCUGUAAGCUGUGUGAGUGUAAGUUUAACGAUCCAAACGCAAAAGAAAUGCACAUGAAGGGACGGCGCCACCGGUUGCAGUACAAGAAAAAGGUGCAGCCAGACCUGGUGGUAGAUAUAAAGCCGACGGUGAAGCAGAAGAAGAUUGCGGAGGCUCGUGCCCAUCGGCAGGCUAUGCAGGAGGAGUUCUGGAAUCGGCGCCGAAUGGCUGAUGCCGAGAUGGAAGAAGAUCACGGUAUGCGAACGUUCGGGCGACAUCCGUUCUUUGGCAUGCUGCCUGGACGGCGCCCGGAAUCAUCCGACGAUCGGCAUGUUGUUGCGCGCCAUGCUGAAAUUUAUCCGAAGGAAGAGGAAUUGCAAACCAUUCAGCGCAUUGUUUCGCACACGGAGCGUGCCCUCAAAUUGGUAUCGGAUGUGAUGACCUCUGGAGGUGGUGGAGCGUCUACUGUUCCGCCAGUAGCAUCGACAUCGUCCGCAGCUACUACGGCCAACUCCAGCGAUCCGCCAACGGAGCCAACGAACGAUCAACCGAAGGAACAGGAAAUUCAAUCGCAGCAACCUACAACGUCUGCUGGUGGUGGUGGAAAAGCGAACCAAGCUAAUCAGAUGAUUUCCUUCCACAAAGAAACGGAAGGAACCACGAUCCGGCUGUUGAAAGGAGUAAUGCGUGUGGGUUUGUUGGCUAAAGGUCUGUUGCUACAUGGUGACAACUGUGUCCAGCUGGUAGUACUUUGUGCAGAAAAACCGACCACAUCACUAUUGAAACGGGUUGCAACAGAACUGCCCAUACAGCUGAAGAAAAUAGCCGAAGAUCAUCGUUACACGGUUACGAUGGCUCCGGUCGAAGGGGCUGUACUCGUUACCGAUGGUACGAUUACAGUGAAAAUAUCACUCACCUCUCCGUUGCUGCGUGAAGCUAAUGCAACUUCAGCGGAGCAGGCGGCUGCUCAGAAUACCGAAGAUCUGCUGCCACGCGAGCCCUGCCUGCAGGCACUAGCUGCACUGCGUCAUGCAAAAUGGUUCCAGGCUAGAGCAACAGGACUGCAAUCGUGCGUGAUGAUUAUGCGCAUAAUGCGCGACCUGUGCCAACGGAUACCCGUCUGGAGUAACAUAAGUCAAUGGGCGAUGGAGUUGCUGCUGGAGAAGAUUAUCUCGUCUGCAGGCGAAGUUCUUACUCCAGGCGAAUGCUUACGCCGGGUCAUGGAAGCGAUAUCUUCGUCGAUUCUGCUGAACGGUCCAGGAUUGUUGGACCCAUGCGAAAAGGAACCGGAAGACACGCUUGCCGGUCUAAGCAAGCAGCAGCGCGAGGAUAUUACCAAUUCUGCGCAGACAUUUAUGCGCUGGAUAGCGUUCCGGCAGAUUUAUAAGGUGCUCGGCAUCUCGCCACUCCCGCCACCAAAGUUUGCCGGAAGCCGCAACUGGCGCUUCAACCGCAAGCGUCGACGUUCCGGCACAGAAGGCAACGAAAGUGAAGCUGAUGGUUGCAAAAUGGUAAAGAAGGAAGAAUCUGCUACUUCGAAUUCAAUUGCGUCUGGCUCGGCUAACACAUCUGCGAUAAAAAUGGAACCAUCCAAGUAA